AUGUUUUGUAGAGGAUAUGUCUCGAGGAUGAGAAGUGUUAACGUGGUAAAAUGCUGGCCCUUCGAUGAGACCGAUGAAGAUGUUGUAAAGUCAUUGCUCCCUCCGAUCACUCUCAAGAAAUUCACCUGGUGGUUCGAUGUACUCGAAUUGUCGCGUUCAGAAUCGAUUAGAAGCGUCAAAAACUCGAAAAAGAAGAAGAAAACAGUUCAAGAAAAGGGAGAAUCAUCACUUACACAUCAAGACUAUACGGAAGAAUCAGACUUGGAUGCUGAAGAAUUCAUAGGAGUAGCAGCAAAGUUGAAGCCUUUAAAGGGGAAGGUGAAGCCAAGGGCUCCAAAGAAAAGGUCUAUAAAGGAGCUUUUUGAGGUGGCGCCGCCUGUGGAUAGAGUUAGUAGCGAGGAGGACGAGGAUGAGGACGAAGAAGACUUUCGCGAUUCGAAGGAAAUUAAAUGGGGUCUCAAAGGAAAGAGGAACGAGAAGAAAAAGAAUAGCAAAGAGAUUUUCUUAAGCAAGUUGAAGAAGCCAAAGAGGAAGAUUAACAAAUUCAAGAAGAAGAAAAGCAAUAAGGAGAUGGAUCUACCAGUUGCAAAUAAGGAGGUAUGUUCUAAGCUCCACCUGCAAUCUCACGUUGUUGUUAACGAGUUGGAUAUUGAUCUAUCUGAAGCUGUUCCAAUCCAAAAGGGGAAACCAAAAGUGAAACACUUGGAUGAAAAGAAGAAGAUCAUGGCUCGUAAAUCUUCUAAGUUGACCGCAGAAAAUGAAAAAUUGGAGUUCCCCAUGCGUGGGAUUUUAAAGAAUCAUAACAAAGUAUUUCCACUACUGAAAUCAAGAAAUUGCAUCUUGCAUGAGUCUAUUCAAGCCAAUCCAUGUGGAAUACAACAGGCAAACAAACACGUCACUUUCUCAGAAAAGGACGACAUACUAGGACGUCAAGAACUACAAAAGUUUCUUGGUUCAGAUUCUGACACAGUUGCUUCUUCUUUAUUGGACAAUCAUGCUGGAGAGAGAGGAAACAAUUCGACUGUUAUAGAAAUGAGUGGAAGUGAAGAUAAUUCGGGUGGAACCGAAAAUGGGCACGAUGCUCUAUCUGUAAGUAAAAAGCAGUUGACUAUCGAAUGCCAUGAGUUUGAUACAGCUAACUUUGUGAAGAAACAUAGCCACGAGAAACUGUUUGGCACAUCUGUAAAAUCAUGUCAAAGUGCACUGCUAGACUCGAAUUUACAUUUGUUUGAAAGAGGCCAUGGAGAAGCAUCUCAUGAUCCUUUGCGUGCUUCUCCUCCUUCGUUCUUUUGUAAGCAUCCAGAAGGACACAGCCAAAACCCAAAUCUCAAAGUGAUUAGAAAUUCAUCAAGUUCUUACAAUAACUGCAAAAGAAUGAUGGAACACCUAGGGAAUCCUGGUCCCGGAAUUCCUCCAUUGUGUUUUGAGGAUUAUCCAAAAGCAUAUAAUGAGUCUUCAGCACCAUAUUUGUAUAAAUGGGAGAAAAGAUCAAACACAAUGCCUCAAUUUCCCCCGCAAAGUGCCAUAGAGAAUUUUGGUGGCCAUGCUUUCCAGUAUCAAUCAUUUCCUCACCUGUCUCCCAAGGAAUUGCUGAGUACUUUAUAUUCCCUUCCAGAAGUGAACCAAAAAAGAAUGGAUGGAGAUUUUGUUGGCUUACCUCUCAAUUCACACGGAGAAUUGAUCAAGUUGAACUCGAGUGGUAAAGGGGAGUUUCAGCAGAGGAUAAAGCCAAGUAUCAGUGCAUCUUCUUCCAUUAGCUUAACUCUGAAUAACAAUGUCAUUUCAAAUUGCUUGGGUAAUCUUUCAGAUUGCAGAAGUUGGGAAUGUAGAACAUCCCGUGGGAAUCAGUCGAAUCAGUUCCCUGUCAACGGCUAUAUGAAAGAGAACCCUCUUGUUGUUAUUCCAUCUAGCUUAGGUAUUGCUGACUGUCAAUGUGAUGGGACAAAAAAUAUUGACUUGAAUUUGAUCAAAAGAAAUGAUCAUUCCUUUAGUACAGUAGAGCAGAACCUGCUCCCGGAGAUUGAGUCUUACUAUGGAUACCAAGAAGAUUACCAGAAGAGCAGGAACCAUGAUCUUGUUUUGCCACAUUUGGUGCAAUCAAAAAUGCGUUUGAUGGGUAAGGAGUUUCUAGUUGGUGGAAACGAGCUUUGGAAAGAUGAACAAAUCAUAGCUGGGCAUCAUUCUGCUGGUACUGCCUUUGACAAUUUAACAAUUUACAGUCAGAAUGAACCAUCUAUUGGGAAAUUUAGAGAAAAUUUGGCUUGUUCAUCGGAAACUGAUAUCAAUCACAUAUCAGAAAGUAUGUUGCGGACAAAGAUUUCGGACUCUAGGUUUCCCGUCUCUCACUUUGCCAUGCAAAGUACUGAUGUGCACCAGAAUGAUUUUGUCGCAAGCAAAAUAAAUCCUGUUCCGGGAUUAUAUACUUAUCUUUCUCCUGGUAACUCCUCCACCGUUCCUAAUAUGAGAUCUAUAUUCCGGGAUCCUGUCCCCCAUGGAUAUGAAUCCAAAACAGUUAUCUCUGAGUUCCCUAUGCCAAGACCUGCUUUUCAGGGAUUGCCUCAUGCUCCAAGAUCAGUUAUCCGUUUCCCAUUCAUGCACCCGGAUCUCGAAGGUCAUGCACAAUCAUCUUGGUAUCAACGCUCUUCUAAGAACCUGUCCCCAUUAUUGUUUGAUGAAAGGGAAACAUUGUUGAGUUAUGGUCCAUCAUAUUCUAAUUUAGGCAGCAGAUGUGGUCCCCGUACAAUGCUGGGAACUAACUGUUGUACUGAUCCUGGGGCGUCGCUGACACAUGAAGCUUUUUGCUUGCACAAUUCUGUCACUUCUGGCUCUGCCUUUCAGAAUUCAAUUGCUCCAGCUCCGUUGACUCAGCGUGCACUCAUGCCUUGCUACUCGGGGGUCAUGCCAAAUUCAGUUUUGCAGAAAGGACGUGGAAGUCAGAUAAAAUUCGAAGAACCAGUCGGGUCAAGAAUGAGCAUUAGAGGACCUAGCCAUGGCGAGAAAGCCAGAAAGCGGGCUUCGGCUGUAUCAGUCGAUUCUUCUCAGCCCAUGAAGAUGCCUAAGUUGGGAAGUCAAGAAGCAUCUUAUUUUUCUAUGACAAAAUCGAUGACCUGCAUUAAUUUUGAAGGUGAUGCUGAAAAUAUUGGGCAACCAUUUCAAUCAAAUUUUGCCAAAAACAAAGCAAAAAUCAUGUCUUGUGGAGAACAUGGGAAUGAUAAGGAUGAAUACACAAUUUUAACAGGGAAGGAUUCUUUCAGUGGCACAGCAAAAUCAGGUCCCGUUAAGCUGACUGCUGGAGCAAAGCACAUACUCAAGGCCUGUCAAAAAAUGGAUCAGAGUAGUUCCAAAUCAACCCAUUCGACCGUCCCUUUUGUGGCAACAACUACAGGUUUCAGGCUUUUAGAAUCUGAGAAAUCAGCUCCAAUCUACAGGAGGAUCGCUCCAAUACUCAAUUUUGUUUCUGCCUACACUGAAUCCAGCUUGAAUAGCACAAAUUCUCAAAUGUGGCUUGUUGUGCUGUCAAAUAAGCUGAAAAGUGUGGAACAAUGUUGCUAG
This is a messenger RNA of Fraxinus pennsylvanica, 3552 nucleotides long. NCBI's taxonomy places the organism in Eukaryota, Viridiplantae, Streptophyta, Magnoliopsida, Lamiales, Oleaceae. The record is from the annotation of a GenBank genome assembly.